CAACCUCCCCAUCACCUGCUGUCCUUGCCGACGUGCCGUCGGCGCCAUGCCGGCAGCGGUGAUGUCGCAAGCUGGGGGAUUCCCAAGGGCAGAAGCUGCACAGGGGGAAUGGGAUCAGUUCGUGAUUCAAAGCUUCAGGCUGUCGGGUCUGGUGGUCCUUGUGGGCUUCUUGGUGUCCAUUGUGACGCUGUUGGUGAUCUGCAGGGUACACAUCCGAGCACAUCAUCAGACGAAGCCCUGCCUGAUGUUCUCGUUGCUUCUACUCGUGAAUCUGGCGGUCUUCGGUGGGACUGGGCUCCAUCAGAGCUUCAGCUGCUGGUUUCAGGCUGCGGAGCUCGUGAAGGAUUUAUCCGUGGAGCUGGAAGAUGUGCAGGACAUGGCAGAAGCGUUGAACAUCUCAAGUGUCUCCUUCCGGAACAAUCUGGACCGGCUCUACACGGAAUGUCCCAACACCACACACGAAUUCCUGGGGGACUCGGUGACGCAACGGAAGAAGGAAGCAGAAGAUGCGCAGGCAGCUGCGCUGGUGACGCUGGAGCAGCUGGAGGGCCUUCCGCAGUGGCUCAUGCAGAGGAUGAAAGAUGCCUUCUCCAUCGCGAUGAUGCUGGUCAUCAGCUUCAUCAUGCCCUUGGCUUUGCUCCUCAUGUGCUACUGUGCUAUCGCCUUGUUGAUUGGUGUGGCCGAAUGCGCUGGCCCCAACUGCAUCAGAAGAUGCAACUGCUGUCAGAUCUCCUGCUUGACGGCCAGCUGCAUUUGUCCCAGCAUCGUGGCGAUCAGCCUGGUGGUGGCCUUCGAGCUAGGCUUCAGUGCGAUGACCUCGGCCUUCUGCGAGAAUCCCAAGCUGGUGACCUUGAGCUACAGCGAGGCUGCCUUUGGGCAUGAGUCACCACAGCUGAUUCUGAGCCAGCAGUAUCUGGAUGAUGCAACGGCCAAUGUGGCCCUGAACGACUUGAAGGUGAUCGAAAAUCACUACACUCUAUGGCAAGAGUGGGUGGGGACCUACGGUGAGGCGAUUCAAAGAAGUUGCCCUGCCUGGGACGCUGCCAACGUCUCCAGCAAUGUUCAGACAAUGCACGCCGGGCUCCAGACCUCCCUUGGCAUUUUGGAACCUGAGCACUUGUAUCCUUACUACAGCUAUACAGUGGAAGACCUCCUUUGCCGCAGUUCUAUCUCGAAGAUCACAGUUUUGAUGAUCUUCCAGUUAUGUCUUGGAUUGGUGGGUCUUCCAGUUCUGGCCUGUUCUGCCAGUUGUUUUCUGGACAGCUUGCUGGUGGAGAGGAAGGGUUUCGAUUUGCUGAGCCAGGAAGAUGAUCUCCGAGAAGAGAGGAGUUUUACGCAAAACUUGAGGAGUUUGACGCAAAACUUUGGUUGGCUUCCAUGGCGUAGUUGGCAAGGCUAGCCUCCCAGAAACUUGUCUGGUGGGAAAAUCCGGC
Molecule: messenger RNA, 1433 nt
Organism: Cladocopium goreaui
Lineage: Eukaryota; Dinophyceae; Suessiales; Symbiodiniaceae
Source: the annotation of a GenBank genome assembly